This is a messenger RNA of Linum trigynum, 2062 nucleotides long. The record is from the annotation of a GenBank genome assembly. NCBI's taxonomy places the organism in Eukaryota, Viridiplantae, Streptophyta, Magnoliopsida, Malpighiales, Linaceae.
AUCCCAGAGCCAGAAGAAGAGAAAGAAGGGGGGAAAAAAAGGUUUAAUGAACAGCUAAGCCUAGUGGCGUCACAGUCACCACGAGUGUUGUGGCAAAGCGACCAACGGCGCGAUGACCGGAGAGGCGGCAGAAGUAGCUGGGGAGAUGAGCACCGGCGUGUCCAUCGAUCUUCUGAAGACGAAAUUGGCAGAGUUUGCAAAGGAAAGGGACUGGGAUCAAUUUCACAGCCCCAGAAACGUCCUCCUGUGUCUGGUUGGGGAAGUUGGGGAGCUAUCAGAAAUAUUCCAGUGGAAGGGGGAGGUGGAGAAGGGACUGCCAGGGUGGAAGGAAGAGGAAAAGAUUCAUCUUGGGGAGGAGCUCUCUGACGUGCUGCUCAACGUUGUGAGGCUCUCUGAUGUCUGUGGCAUUGACUUGGGGAGAGCUGCUCUCCGUAAGCUCCAGCUUAAUGCAAUUAAGUACCCUGCUGACAUCGAUUACACCAACGACUACAAAAGCAAGAAAAAAAUGGGUGCCACCGCUACUACAGAGGUGCAGAAAUAGAGCAGCACAAGCAAAAGACAGAGAAGCAGGAUGAAGUAAAAGCUGCUUUCUCGGUGUUGUUUGUCAAAGUAGUAUUUAAUAAGAGGAAGUAAAAAGCAGAGAGAAAAUGCAGGGGAUAGUUUUGUAAUUGACUUAUUGCUUAGCUACCUUUCAAACUAAGACAGUUAUUAGUGAUAUUUAUUAUUGUGUUGUUUUACAAAUGAUCACCUGAAUUGCACCAUGAAAGAUUUGUUACAAAGAGGGACAAAACAAUGAUAUUUAAUGACUCGAUAUUUGCACAUGUUUUCCCCUUCAUUUCUUGAUCGUUUAACUUGGCAAUUGAUCGUUUCUUGGUCUAUUUUAUGCUAGGUUGUAUUCAUUUGUCACAUUUCAGGUCCUAGUACAUAAAGUGAAGCAUAGGCGCAAGUUUCAAGUCAAUCGGAGAUCAAUUGGCGUCUCGAGGGAAGAAACUCGGGGAUGACCAAAGGAAGAAUGAAUUUCUACCUCAUUUUAUUGACAAAGAAUCAUGUAAACUUGUCAUGAAAAGAAAGAGGACGAGGCUACGAGCAUAUGGGAUCAAACGAUACCUGAAUCGAAGGUCAAACGAGCUUAAACGAGCCCAACGAAGCUUAGGAGUGCAUAUUGUAAAUUGUGCACGGCCGUGUAAUAUUGUGCACGGCCGUGCGAGUUUUCCAGGGAGUUGCACGACCAAAAUCUCAAUUUGCACGGCCGGGCAAGUCGGGGGUGCGAAUUUCAGUGGGUAUAAAAGUUGUUUUGUGAUUUUUGGAGAGGGAGAGUUGUGUUUUGAUUCCCAGACACACAAGGGACGAAUCAAAGAGUGAGAGGACGAUUUGAGGGCAUUUUUGGAGCCUUGGAAGCUCGAGGAACAAGCCUGAACUUGAAGACUGAUCAUCUGAAGAUUCUUACUGUAGUCUCUCUAUUCUCUAUGGAGUAACUUCUCUUCACUUAGGUUUUGUAGAACCCUAGCUAUGUUUGUUUGAUUGGAUUGAAUGUAUGAGUACUCCUACUUGAUAAUCUUUAGUUCAUAUUCAAUCUAUGCAUGUUUUCAUGAUUCAAUUAUGCUUUAGUUGAGAUUAUUGAUUCUGCUUUGGUCCUAUGAGAGCGAAUACCUGAUUAGGUCAAUAGAGCACCAUAGAUUUAUAGUAUUGGAUCGAUUGCUUUAGUCGAGGGUCGAUUCACUGCUUUGUAUCGAUUGAGAACCUCAUUCGAUAGAGGGAGACUAGUUUAGAACGCCUUGAUCGGUUGUUCUAAAGAAGGAUACGUUCCUCUAGGCAAUCGACUCAAGAGGGCCUUGACUUCUUUAGUCGAGAUUCAAGGUCCAAUCAAGGAUUCUACACAUUAUGAAUGAAAGUGAAACAAGUUAGAGAUCAUCAAUCAUUAAUCUUUCUAGUGACUAGGGGGAAUCAUACCUAAGUGAGUUCCCAACCUGUAAUUAGUAGUCUAACCUAGUUUAGCUUAUAGUGUAGUUUAGUUAAUCAAACCUCAAUAUGAUUUGCUAGAUAAUGAACUGAAGUUGAGUAA